GCCGUCGUCACGUGACUUCGCACGUGGGCAGUGGGGUGAGCGCUGGGCGGGAGCGGGGCGCUGAGGAGAUUGGGCGGGAAAGCGGUUGCUGAGGAGAGUUUCGGGGUGGCCCCGCGGGCGGGGAGGUUCGCUGCUGCGCCAGCACCCCUGUCCGUGUGAUUGCCCACGGAUAAUGGGAAACUUGUUCCUAAACCAGGACAGUGAAGUGACCUAAAGCUAAUAGGGGUUUUAAAAGCAGGCUACUACUCGCUACCCUGCUUGCCACUGAUGCUCCUUCUCUCUUUCCAGAAGGAAGACAGAGGGAGGAGCAUAAAGGACUGCUGGGACAGCCCAGAUGCCCCUGCCCUUUCCACUUGCAGCAAUGCAGAUAUAUUCCGCAGGAUAAAUGCCAUGCUGGACAACUCUUUGGACUUCAGUGGUGUCUGCACCACUCCCAUCACAAAAAGCAAGCGUGACGUCUUGCCAGACUUCCAGGACUCUGACGAAGCAGUGGCGAGCAGGAUGCUUUUCCCCACAUCCACCCAAGAGUCUUCCCGUGGCCUCCCUGAUACCAACGACCUGUGCCUUGGCCUGCAGUCCCUCAACCUUACGGGGUGGGACAGACCUUGGAGCACCCAGGACACUGAUGCUGCAGCACAAACUAGCCCACAAUCCGUUCUCAGCAUGCUGAGUAGCCCUCUGGGGAAUGUCCUGGGGAAGCCCCCACUGGGUUUCCUGCCCCUAGACCCUAUUGGCUCAGACAUAUCAGAAAAGUUUUCUGCGCCGGCACUGAGGAAUUCCCGCCUGGAUUCCCGCUCCCUCCUGGACUCACGUUCCAGCAGCCCUUCUGACUCAGACACCAGUGGGUUCAGCUCGGGCUCUGACCACCUCUCGGACUUGAUUUCGAGCCUUCGUAUCUCCCCACCUCUGCCCUUCCUGCCCCUCAGUGGAGUGUCAAGAGACCCCCUCAAGAUGGGAGUGGGAUCACGGAUGGAUCAAGAUCAAGCUGCUUUGGCUGCAGUCACUUCCCCCCCAGCCAGUGCAUCGAAAAGAUGGCCUGGAGCUUCUGCGUGGCCUUCCUGGGAUCUCCUGGACUCUCCAGAAGAUCCCUUCAGUAUUGAAAGAGAAGCCAGGCUGCACAGGCAAGCAGCAGCUGUGAAUGAAGCGACCUGCACCUGGAGUGGGCAGCUGCCCCCGAGAAACUACAAGAACCCUGUCUACUCCUGCAAAGUGUUCCUAGGAGGAGUCCCAUGGGACAUCACAGAAGUUGGACUGAUCAACACCUUCCGUGCGUUUGGCUCACUGAGUGUGCAGUGGCCUGGUAAGGAUGGCAAACACCCACGCUGCCCUCCCAAAGGUAAUAUGCCUAAAGGAUAUGUGUACCUGGUGUUUGAAUCGGAGAAGUCUGUGCGUGCUCUGCUGCAGGCGUGCUCGCAGGACCUGCUGAGCCCUGACGGGCUCAGUGAGUACUAUUUCAAGAUGUCCAGCCGCAGGAUGCGCUGCAAAGAGGUGCAGGUGAUCCCGUGGGUGCUGGCAGACAGUAACUUUGUGCGCAGCCCCUCCCAGCGGCUGGAUCCCAGCAAGACGGUGUUUGUCGGGGCUCUGCAUGGGAUGCUGAAUGCAGAGGCCCUGGCAGCUGUCAUGUGUGACCUGUUUGGAGGAGUGAUCUAUGCUGGCAUCGACACGGACAAGCACAAGUACCCCAUUGGGUCUGGCCGCGUCACCUUCAACAACCAGCGCAGCUACCUGAAGGCAGUGACUGCUGCGUUUGUAGAAAUCAAAACAACCAAGUUUACUAAAAAGGUUCAGAUCGACCCGUACCUGGAAGACUCCAUGUGCCAAGUGUGCAGUGCUCAGCCUGGCCCUUUCUUCUGCAGGGACCAGAUCUGCUUCAAGUACUUCUGCCGCUCCUGCUGGCACUGGCAGCACUCCAUGGAGGUCCUGCGUCACCACCGCCCGCUGAUGCGCAACCAGAAGAACGGGGACUCCAGCUAAAGCGGCUGUUGGGGUGCGGGCGCGGGGGAAAGUCCUUUUGUUAACCUGCCAAGUGGAGAGCGCACGAGCGUGCCUGCUGGUGCCAGACCCAGGCUGGGAACGCGCUUCCUGAGGACUAAUGGGAAAAUCUUACAUUCACGUUUGCACUUGCUGGUCUUUUUGUUUCUGCACUAAUGCACAGUGAAUUUUGUCGGGUUUUGUUUGGGGUUUUUGAGGGGGGGAGUGCCCCCUCAAGUGAUUCUGCAGUUCCCAGACUUUGGUUCCUAGUUUGACGAGAAACAAAAAGGGCCGCGUGUUGAGAAGGUGUUUAUGCAGAUGCCUUCACCUAGGUUUUUUAUUUAUUAAAGGCGCUUUUUUACAUUCCUUGCAAUACUGAUGGUAAUAAUGCAGGUCUCAUUGGCUCCAUUUUUUUGCAGUUGCCAUACAGUGCCUUUCCAUUCAUUUAACCCCCAUCUGAACGGCAUAAACUGAAUGUUCAGCUGGCGUUUUUUACUGUAACAACAAGGAGACUUUGCUCUUCAUUUAAACCAAAUCAUAUUUCAUAUUUUACGCUCAAGGGUUUUUACCAGUUCCUUUUUACACUCUUAAACAGUUUUUAAGUCGUUUGAAAUGAGAGAUUUUUCUUUCCUGGCAGCUUUUAACAUUAUUGCAAUUUGUGUCUGGGGGCUGCUGGUGGGAAGUUGUAAAUCGAGGUGUUUGCAACAGAAACAGGACAGGAUUUCUGGAUUUGAAACUGGACCGGAUAAAUGAUCUCUGAGCUGCUGUAUAUAGUUUUAAAUAGUUUGUUGCACUUAAGGGGGGUUGAUAGAGGUUUUUAAUCACAAAGUCACAGGACUUACUUUCCUUUUGUAACUAGCUAAAAAAGGGCUGCGUUUCAGUGGACGGAUGGAGGUUCAUAGGAGCCCUUUCUCUUAGAGGGGACAAGUACUCUUCCUUUUGUUUCAGACAUGUAUGAAGUAAUGGUGCAGUCGACUGAAAUGCUGCUGGGAUUUGAGAAUUUUUUUUUUACUUUCCCCUCUAUCAGAAGCUGUGUGCCAAAGAACCAGUGUCAUAAUUUCUCCCUCUCCUGCUGAGCUGAUGUUGCAUUGUUGCAUAUCCCAGCUGCUCUUUGUGGGGUUUUCGUGAAGCUGUGUGUGAAGUCUCUACCUCAUUGUAGUAUAUGCAGGCAAGACUGCACUCUCCUACAGACGCGUGGAGUAAGCUGUGGUGUAGUUUUUGGCACAUAAUAAACACGUUGCAGCAAAAA
Molecule: messenger RNA, 3220 nt
Organism: Gallus gallus (chicken)
Lineage: Eukaryota; Metazoa; Chordata; Aves; Galliformes; Phasianidae
Gene: CPEB1
Product: cytoplasmic polyadenylation element binding protein 1
Exons: 11
Coding region: 268-1974 (568 amino acids)
Biological process (GO): negative regulation of cytoplasmic translation
Cellular component (GO): neuron projection; cytoplasm; nucleus
Molecular function (GO): mRNA regulatory element binding translation repressor activity; ribosome binding; translation factor activity, RNA binding
Source: RefSeq, a predicted model, not a curated record